AUGCCUGACCAAAAGACACUAGAAGAAGUUUUACGUGAGGAAUACGUUCAACUUUCAAGGUUUGACUCAGAUGUUGCUUGGAAGAUUGGCAUUUUGGCAAAGCAAAAGGCGCUCGACAAAAAGCUUGGAAAACCCAUUCUAAUUGACGUUACCACUGCAGACGGAACGACCUACUUUCACAGUCCGUCAAUGCCAAAUACUACUAAAGACAAUGAUAUUUGGGUCGAGAGGAAACGGAAAACUGUAUUUCGGUUUGGUUACUCGAGUUUCUACAUGGGCAAAAAGCUUCAAAUGAAAGGAAGCAAGAGUUUGGAAGAAGCUUUCUACAUCAGUGGUAUUGAGUAUGCUGCUCAUGGAGGUUCCAUACCAAUAAGAAUCAAGAAUUUUGACGGAGUUGUCGCCGCUUUAACUAUAAGUGGGCUCAAGCAAGAGGAGGACCAUGCUUUUGCACUUGAAGUGUUGAAGGAGAUAGCCAAUUCCCUCUAA
Candidozyma auris is the source of this 486-nucleotide messenger RNA. RefSeq lists its product as uncharacterized. Gene Ontology annotation, biological process: post-translational protein targeting to endoplasmic reticulum membrane. The record is from RefSeq and is a predicted model, not a curated record. Gene Ontology annotation, cellular component: TRC complex. The transcript has a single exon. The coding region runs from base 1 to 486 and encodes 161 amino acids. Lineage: Eukaryota; Fungi; Ascomycota; Pichiomycetes; Serinales; Metschnikowiaceae.